AUGAAAUAGAUUCAAUAAUUAUAAUAAACUUAUGAAUCCGCAUAAAUCACUAUGAUAAAAGAAAUUAUAAUUAAUGGAUUAAAAAAGUACAAGUCCUUAUUCACUCAAAAUUAAAAUUAUAAGGAUGGACGUGAGAUUCUUAAUAAAUACUAUAAAUCCAGUCUUAUUGAGCUUAAUUCAGUUUUUGAAAGAUUCUAAUUAGCCCAAGUUGAUGAAGAAUCAUAUGAUCUAUUAAAGGAGCUGAAUCUGAUGAUGAAGGAAAUGGAUUCAAUUAGACUCAUUAAGAAAGCCUUGGCUCCCUACUAAGCUAAUAAAAUUCUUGAUAAUGUAUUAGCUCUUGCAGACAUUGGCAUGCAAUAGACUAUGGCAAUACCAGAGAUUAAUGAUGAAUUUGAUCAUCUCCCCGAAUCCUUUUAAUUUCAAAUUCAACCGUUAGAUGAUUAGGAAAAAAUUGUCAUUGCCAUUUUCGACAAAAAAAUGACUCAAUAUAAAAAUGAAAUAGGUUCAGCUAUUUGGAAUUUCAAUUAAGAAUUCACUUAAAUAGAAACCAUUAAAUUGUUUUGGUAAAACACAAAAUUUUGAUUAUUUGACUCCCAAUAAUAAUAUACAAGCUUAGUUGAUAUAUUUUAUCAGUUUGAAGAGAAAUAAUAUCAUUUGAGGACUAAAAAAAUCUACAUCUUUUUUGAUUGACUGAUGGUAUGAAUGAUUAUCCUAAAUUGCAUAAAUAACUGAAAAGCCUUAAAACAAAUAGAUAUCUCAUAAAACUUUCAUAUGUUACUAUAGGUUCAUCUUUUCACUGUUAAAUUACCAAUG
Messenger RNA from Paramecium tetraurelia, 813 nucleotides. RefSeq lists its product as uncharacterized. NCBI's taxonomy places the organism in Eukaryota, Ciliophora, Oligohymenophorea, Peniculida, Parameciidae. The record is from RefSeq and is a predicted model, not a curated record. The transcript has a single exon.